UCCUGCAAUUGACAGCGGGCUCAAACAGAACGCCCCUUGAGCUCUUUCAGCGUUUCCCUCUGCCACAACUUGGCCUGAGAAGGCACCCCUCCCUCCAGCCAACCCUGCGAUUCACUCACUGCCAGCAGCGAGGCGGAUGGGAGCUGCGAGAGGGAGAAGUGUCUGAAAUUUGGAGAUAUGACCGAAAGCCCGCAGGAACCCGGCCUCAACACAGGAAACGAAGCCGAGAGCCGGGAACAAGGGGAGAAGGCGGAGGGAGCCCAGCUCAACCUGCUGGAGACGUGCGCCGUCUGCAAGCUCAAUUUCCAAAGUCGAGAUCCCAAGCUGCUGCCAUGUCUGCACUCCUUCUGCAAGAAGUGUCUGCCCGAGCCCCUCAGGCACUUAGUGCUGCCGGGUGCAGCCGCCGCGGGCAGUCUGACAGAUUCCUCCCCUCCACAGCAUCAGCAGAUUGGUGUGAUCCGCUGUCCGGUUUGCCAUCAGGAAUGCAGGCAGCCAGAUAUCAUCGACAACUAUUUUGUCAAGGACACGACUGAAGUGCCCAGCAGCACGGAUGAGAAAUUCAACCAGGUGUGUACGAGCUGUGAGGACAAUGCCGAGGCCAGCGGCUUCUGUGUGGAGUGUCUUGAGUGGCUGUGUAAAACUUGCAUUGAGGCCCAUCAAAGAGUCAAGUUUACAAAGGACCACACUGUGAGGCAGAAGAAGGAUGUGUCACCAGAGGCGGUCAGUGUAUCCAACCAGCGAAUGCUCUUCUGUCCCAUCCACAGGCAGGAGCAGCUUAAACUCUUCUGUGAGACCUGUGAUCGGUUAACGUGUAGAGACUGUCAACUGCUGGAGCACAAGGAACACAGAUACCAGUUUCUGGAAGAGGCCUUUAAGAAUCAGAAAGUCAUCAUUGAUACGCUGACUGCCAAACUUCAGGAGAAACGAAACUACAUUCAGUAUGCAGCCACUCAGAUCCAGAACAGGAUUAAUGAAGUCAAUGAAAAUUGUAAGAAGGUCGAGCAAGACAUAAAAGUGGCCGUUUUCACACUCAUGAUCGAGAUCAACAAGAAAGGGAAAGCUUUGUUGCAGCAGCUGGAGAGUGUAACCAAAGACCGUCAAGCGAAACUCCUCCAGCAGCAACUGGAGAUCUCUGGGGUGUCCAAACAAGUGGAGCAUGUCAUGAACUUUGCCAAGUGGGCUAUCUCCAACAGGAGCAGCAUCGCCCUGCUCUACAGUAAAAGGCUGAUCACCUUUCAGCUGAGGUAUAUUCUCCGAGCCCGAUGUGACGCGUCACCGGUGGCAACCAGCUCUGUUCGAUUUCACUGCGACCCGACCUUCUGGGCCAAGAAUGUCCUCAACUUGGGUUCUUUGGUCUUGGACAAGAAUCCUCCAGCCUCCAGCAGUGGCCCGAACGUGUCCACGGGCCUGAGUAUGCCGUCCCAGGACAGUAACACAGCAAAGGUGCACGGCCAAAUUAACCUGGCCCAGCUUCGCCUCCAGCAUAUGCAGCAGCAGGUCAUGGCUCAGAGGAUUCAGCAGCGGAUGCACCAGAUGAGGCCUAUCCUGCCAGUCGCCCAGCAGCCUAGGCCUCCAGGCCCCCACUUAGGGCAGCAGCAGCAGCAGCCGCCUCUGUCUCCCAACAGCCAGUCCCUACAGCCGCCUCGCCUGAUCAGCCUCCAGAGCCUGCAGAGGAGCAACACCAACGUGCCCCCUCCCCCGGCCCAGCAGAUGCGCAUGCCUCCCAACACCAUCAGGAUGAUGGGGCCCCAGCAACACAUCGCUGCUACCAGCCCGCUAAUGAGACAGCACUACAAUCCUGGAAACGUGAGGCCCUUCCUAGUAGCCAGCUCGACAGCCCCCUCUUACCCUUCAAUGCUCUUUGUGACUGCAAGUGAGGCUUCCAAACACCUGAUUCCAAUGACUGAGCUGCUCCCAGCUGUUACCAACCCUGAGCAUCUCUCCUGCCUUCCCGAUAUACCUCAGAUUCAGCUGGAUGAUGCAGGGUCAGUGUUGCUGGAAAGCUUAUUGACCAGAGAGCGGAACGGCAACAGUGUGGCAGCAAGACCUUCGGCGACCAGUACCAACCCUUCCCCUGGUCCUUCCAUCCCUUCUCCUGGCCACUCAGGGUCAGUGACUGUCACCAACGUCCACGUCCCAGGGCGUACAUCCAGCACCUCCAGCACUGGUAGCAGAGGCAGUUGCACCUCAUCGAGUAGGCUCUCGAGACCAGAGUCCCAGCAGAUGACUCCAGUCGUUCGCUUGGAACCCAUUAAAAUCAAACAGGAGACAGUGACUGAGGAUGACCUCUGUGAUUUCCCCAUCAUUGUCGUGAAACAAGAGCCUGGGGAGGAAGAUACUGAUCCUUGUGAGCUGACCAAUCUGCAGGACAGCAACACCCCUCUCCUGCCCGGCAAGCUGGUGUCGGACGGGCAGAUGGUUGGCCACCGCGAUGGACUGGCUAAAGCGGACCCUCCAGAUAGCACGGCAUCCCCCUCCUCCAAUCCCGGGGACUCCCAGGAUCGGGGGGCCCAGCCCCCUGGUGCGUCUCACAAGCCUGCACGGGUCGGGGGAGACCAUGGGAAAGAGGAUGAUCCCAACGAGGACUGGUGCGCGGUCUGUCAGAACGGGGGUGACCUGCUGUGCUGUGAGAAGUGCCCCAAAGUGUUUCAUCUCGUCUGCCACGUGCCAGCUCUCCUCGGCUUUCCAAGCGGUGAAUGGAUCUGCACGUUUUGUCGAGACCCCGUGAACCCAGAAGUGAUGUAUGACUGCGAAGACCAGUGGCAAGUGGGUGAAAAGCGGAAAGUGGUUGCAGUCUCUGAGAUGGCCUCAGUCGAUCAAAGGAAAUGUGAGAACCUGCUGCUGUCCAUGUACUGUGAUGAACUGAGUGUUGCUUUCCAAGAGCCAGUUCCUGCCUCCGUUGUUCCUGACUAUUACAAGAUUAUAAAGAAGCCAAUGGACAUGUGCACUGUGAAGAUGAAACUGCAGAGGCAACACUCGCAGCACUAUCAUACGGCUGAGGAGUUUGUGGGUGAUAUCAGGCUGAUCUUUAAGAAUUGUGAAGAAUUCAAUGAGCCGGAUUCUGAGGUGGCCCAUGCUGGUAAGACCUUGGAGCAGAUCUUUGAGUCAAAGCUGAUGGCGCUGUUUCCAGACAGGACUUUCCCACCCUUGCCACCCACCAAAGUGGACAGUGAGAGUCCAAAGGUCAACAUUGACUCAGACGACGAUGACGACGAUGUGGUCCAGCCUCGACGAAAGCGUUGCAAAGGGAGAGACAGCCCUAUCUUCAUCAAAUGACUGUAAAACAAUCUUCUCUUGUUACAUAGACUUGGUGAUAAUUGUAAUAUUUGUAUCAUAGAAAUAAUAUUUAAGAAGCGAUGCUUGAAAUAUCUAGUUAGUGAUGAACACUAUUCUGUAUUAGAAGUACAAACCAGCAGGUGGUAAA
Messenger RNA from Hemiscyllium ocellatum (epaulette shark), 3424 nucleotides. RefSeq names its product E3 ubiquitin-protein ligase TRIM33-like. Lineage: Eukaryota; Metazoa; Chordata; Chondrichthyes; Orectolobiformes; Hemiscylliidae. Gene Ontology annotation, molecular function: protein binding; zinc ion binding. The transcript is spliced from 19 exons. The coding region runs from base 178 to 3276 and encodes 1032 amino acids. The record is from RefSeq and is a predicted model, not a curated record.